Closterium sp. NIES-65 is the source of this 6816-nucleotide messenger RNA. Lineage: Eukaryota; Viridiplantae; Streptophyta; Zygnematophyceae; Desmidiales; Closteriaceae. The record is from the annotation of a GenBank genome assembly.
AUGCUACAGCCAGGGGGGCAGCCGGGGGUGACCGGAGCACCCCGGGGAGUGCUACAGCCAGGGGGGCAGCCGGGGGUGACAGGAGCACAUCAGGGAGCGCUACAGCCAGGGGAGCAGCUGGGGGCGAUUGGAGCACCCCAGAGAGAGCAGCAGCCAGGGGGGCAGCCGGGGGUGACCGGAGCACCCCUGGGAGUGCUACAGCCAGGGGGGCGGCCGGGGGUGACCGGAGCACCCCGGGGAGUGCUACGGCCAGGGGGGCAACCGGGGGUGACCGGAGCACCCCUGGGAGUGCUACAGCCAGGGGAGCAGCUGGGGGUGACCGGAGCACCCCUGGGAGUGCUACAGCCAGGGGGGCAGCCGGGGGUGAUCGGAGCACCCCUGGGAGUGCUACAGCCAGGGGGGGCAGCCGGGGGUGACCGGAGCACCCCUGGGAGUGCUACAGCCAGGGGGGCAGCCGGGGGUGAUCGGAGCACCCCUGGGAGUGCUACAGCCAUGGGGGCAGCCGGGGGUGACAGGAGCACACCAGGGAGCGCUACAGCCAAGGGAGCAGCUGGGGGCGAUCGGAGCACCCCAGAGAGAGCAGCAGCCAGGGGGGCAGCCGGGGGUGACUGGAGCACCCCUGGGAGUGCAACAGCCAGGGGGGCAGCCGGGGGUGACCGGAGCACCCCUGGGAGUGCUACAGCCAGGGGGGCAGCCGGGGGGGGGCAGCCAGGGGUGACCGGAGUACCCCUGGGAGUGCUACAGCCAGGGGAGCAGCUGGGGGUGACCGGAGCACCCCUGGGAGUGCUACAGCCAGGGGGGCAGCCGGGGGUGACCGGAGCACCCCAAGAAUUGCUACUGCCAAGGGGGCAGCCGGGGUUGAUCGGAGCACCCCUGGGAGUGCUACAGCCAGGGGGGCAGUCGGGGGUGACAGGAGCACCCCAAGGAGCGCUACAGCCAGGGGAGCAGCUGGGGGCGAUUGGAGCACCCCAGAGAGAGCAGCAGCCAGGGGGGCAGCCGGGGGUGACCGGAGCACCCCUGGGAGUGCUACAGCCAGGGGGGCAGCCGGGGGUGACUGGAGCACCCCAGGGAGUGCUACAGCCAGGGGGGCAGCCGGGGGCGACCGGAGCACCCCUGGGAGUGCUACAGCCAGGGGGGCAGCCGGGGGUGACCGGAGCACCCCAGAUAGAGCAGCAGCCAGGGGGGCAGUCAUUGGACGACCGGGAGCAGCAGUUGGAGGAGUGGUGCCGACUUUUGGAGUUUGAUACCCCCAUGGCGACUGCGGAGGAGUCGGAGGCGGACAAAGAACCUCCCAUGCAGCCUUCCACAUGCCCUCGUUUUCCGUGUGACACGUGUUUUCACACGUUCGCUACGCGAGGGGCUGCUGCGAACCACAUGAGGGUAUGCCGGGCGGCUGAGGCGGAGAGGCGCGCGCAGGCACUUGGCUCGACCCCGUCACUGGUGGAGACCGACACGCAGGAGCGACCGACGCCGCGGGAAUUUGGGGACGAGGCGUGGGCCGGGGUUACGUCUUGGAAAUGGGAAGCAUUUUUCAGUGUGGAGGCGGUUGGAGGGAGGACAGUGCGCCGGAUCCCACAACGGGCUCGGUCGGGGGUCUUAGACGCGCUCUGUUGCGUCUUAAAGCGUUUGAAGAGCCGGCCGGGGGAUGAAGCCGCUACCCUCCUACUCUUGGCUUUUCCGCGCCUCAUCCUAGCCGUGCCUCCCAAGCCAGGCAUAGGACAGAAGGCGCUGAUCAUAGAGCGGUUGGGGGCGUUUUGGGAGGGGAGGUGGCGGGAGUUGUUCGACUCCGCCAUGGUGGCGGCGCGGCCAGCAGUACGCCCACUUGCCUACACUUGCUCUGACCAGGACCUUGAUGCCAUCCGCCUGUCACGGUGCCAAUCUCGGUGUAAAGUGGGAGAGUGGAGCCGCGAAUUGGCUUGCCUUACGACAGGGGAGUUGGCCCGGCCGUCUGAGGCCAUGGUGCAGUCGCUGCGAGAGAAGCACCCUGCUGGCACUAGCGAGGUACCACAGUGGGUCCGUGAUUUCACCGUCGAUGCUCCUCAGCGGCCUCCACUCACGGCCGACAUCCUGGCCAGAACUAUCCAUACAGCCGCUCGCGCUUCAGCAGCAGGGCCAUCGGGGUGGGUCACGGAGCAUCUGCGCGACACCUUCCUCACUGAACCUUCCUGCCUUUCCCACCUGUUGGAGGUGUUCAACCAAUGGGUGGCGGGACAGCAGCAGGUGAUGGAGUCGGUGACUAGAGAGUUCAGGGACCUACUUUUCCUGAGCUACGCAGACGAUACCUAUAUCCUGGGACCGGCGGCUAGGAUUCUAGAGGCGUUUGGGGUGCUGCGGGAGCGGUUGGAAUGGGUGGGGCUGGAGGUGCAGGCGCACAAGUGCCGGUUUUGGGAGCGCGAGGGCGGGGAUGUGGAGCGGGCACUGCCAUUGGGGAUGCAGCGGGUGGAGGAGGGUCUCACUGUGGUGGGCGUGCCUAUUGGGGAGGAGGGUUGGGAGGCCGCGCGUGAUAUUGCACAGUUGGGGGUGGCGGGCGAGGAGGCGAUGUUUGCGGAGUACCUCACCACUUCGGCAGGGGCGGAGUUUCUUGACCCGUGGUUUGCCAAGGCUCUUGAGCAGCUGCCUGCGACUAUACGCCAGGAGAUGCCGGGCUUACCUCUGUGCGUAGCGGCCCCUCCUCUUCGGCUUUUCCAGGCGCGGCAGCGGUUGUUUGCGGGCCCGGGGGCUGGUGCAUGGGUUUCGGCGGUUCCGGCUCACUCAGAUCUCACAUUCACUGCGGCGGAGUGGGGCAUUGCUGCUGCUAUACGGCUCGGGCUCCCAAUUCAGCAGCUGCAGGUGACGGGGAGGUGUGUUUGUGGCACAGCAUAUGUUGACCCAGCAGACCCGCAUCAUGCCCUGAGAUGCAAGCACCAGCAUGGUCCAUCUCGGGUACAUGAUGAGGUGAAGUUUGCGGUGGCGAAGAUCUCUAAGGCGUCUGGGGGGGUGGUGACAAUGGAGGAUAGUGUGGUGCUGCAGGGGAAGCGGGUUGAUGUGGCGGUGCGACGACCAAUGGCUGGAGAGGCUCAUGCCCUGGAGAUCAGCGUCGCGGACCCGCUAUCGCUGUCUCCAUCUUUGCUAGGACAGUGCGGGCGUCAAAUAGGCGUGGCGGCAAGAGAAUGGGAGCGUCGUAAAACGAGCGAUUACGCGCCUCUGCUUGCACGCAACCGGGGCGUGCAGUUCACUCCUCUGAUAGUGGAGACGUGGGGGUGUCUCGGCGGUCGCUUUCGGAGGUGGCUUCGUCAGCAGGGAGAUGCGCACGUGGGGCUAGCUGUGUCGCGGGGGGCUUGUCGGGAGGACGACACUGUGUUUUCGGCUUAUCUUCUAGGGUCACUGAAGGCGCUCAUCGUGGUGGCGUUGCAACGUGCGCAAGCCCGUGUCAUCCUGCUUCGAGCGGCGUCUUCUAUGGGGGGGAUUAACAUUGCGUCAGCGUCAGCAUCAUGCUCACGAACGAUAGCAUCCGCAGUAGCUGCAGAACCCGCCCCCGCCUCCUCACCAACCGCUUAUCCUUCCAAAUUCGUCUCACGUAACUCGACCCUGCUCCCUAGCACGGCUCCCCUGUCACAAGCACGUGUCACGUCGCUACCUUCCUCAUCUCUGGUUGACGCCCUGUGCUCCGCUCUGGCCAGUGCACGCAGCCCACAAGGCAUGGCGCAAGGCAGAGCACAAGGAAACGGAGGGGAAAGGGCGGUGAGGGAGGGUGGAGGGCAGGCAGUGGGUCUGCUGCUGGAGGAGCUCGAGAGACGCGUGCAGACGGGGGUGGGGAGCGGUGUGGAGGGGUUGGGGCUGGUAAGAGUGCGGUUGGAGGAGCAGCAGAGCAGGUCGAGCGUUCCAAGUGAAAGAGGCUUGAUGAGCGGUGUGCCCGUUGCGGUGGGCGCCCAGAUCUCGUUCCUCCGCGCCUUGUGCAACGCCGGCAGGAUGCAUGAGGCCUUGAACUGGCUUGAGAUGCGCCUGGCAGGGCUAGUGGGGGACCGAGAGGCGGUUGAGGACCUUUGGAAGCAGCUACUGCACGCCAUGGCUGCUGCACACCCACAUGCUCCUCCUCCCCCCCCCUCACCACCCACACACUCACCCCGUCAACCUCCCAGCAGUCCAUCUUCCACACUCUCGCCAGAACCCUCACCCACCAGCACCACCACCUCCUCCUCCCCAUCAGCCCAGCACCCCCAUCCCUACCCAUCGUCCCCUUCACCCCCGUCCUCCCCUCCCGCUCCCCCGCCACUCCCCCUUGUGGCCUUGACUGCACGUGUGGUGGCGUUCUCCCGCAUAACCGGUGCUCUCUCUGACGCACUGCAAGCCAUGGGGGACAUGGAAGCAGCUGUGGUGAGGGAGCUGCAAGGGGGACACGGCCGGAUAGGCUCCGGGUGUGGCCUGCUGCUGGAGAGAGCCAGUGCAGUGCGGUUGAAGUCGGUGCGGGUCGGAGCAGGAGGAAAGGAAGGGAUUGGUGGAAUUGAGGAGAGACAUGGGCUUUCUACAGCAGCAGAGGGAGCAGCAGGAGCAGUGGGAGCAGCGGCAGCAAGAGUUCCGGAAGAGAGGAGUGCGAGGUCGAGUGACAGGAGAGGGAGGGGCAUGUGGGAAGCACGAGGCACAUGGGGGUGCAACAGGGAGGGUGCAUGGGAUGGAAAGCAGCUGCUGGCGCUUAUAUCCCAGCAUGAGGGGCAUGAGACAGAGGGCGUUGCUGCUGAGUCGCGUGGGGAGUCAGAGGGAGCGGCGCUGGGUGGAGCUGGGGAAGGGAGUGGCGAGGAAGCAAGAGGGGUUUCCAUGAAUCGGGACAUGGGAUUGGGUUUAGGGAUGGGCCGGGGAAUGGAGUUGCAGGGUGCGAAGGAGGGGCGGGAGUGGGAGGCGGUGGAGAUGGGUUUGCGGGUGGGCUGGAAUGCCAUCCUUAAUGCGGCUGCCAAGCAUGGCCGAUGGGACUUGGCUCUGGCUAUGCUGCAACGGAUGGUGCAGUGGGGAGUGCGUCCAGAUGACUACACCAUCAACGCUCUCACCCGCGCUGCCUUCGCUUCCCACCGACCCACCCUCGCACAGGCCAUAGUAACAGCAGCAGCAGUAGCUACUUCAACCGCGUCUGGAGAGCAUGCAACGCGCCUGCGGUUCGCAGGGAACGCUCUCAUCCGCGCGUGCAGCAAGGAGGGCCGGUUCGACAAUGCCUUGCAGGUGUUUAAAGCCAUGCUGGCUGACCAAGUACCUGUUGACACCUGCACUCUGCAGGCCCUGCUGCUGCUUGCUGCCGGCCCCACCACGCCCACUAGGUGGGGCAUCAAAGGGAGUGGUUCCGGUGGAGGAAUGGGAGGUGGAGGGGACCUGGUGGGGGAUUGGAUGGGAAUGGGGGACGGUUGGGGAGGGAAUGAGAUGGGGCUGCGCGGGGUGAGGGGAAGAAGGGGUGGGGAAGGUUGGGGAGAUGGUGAAGGGGGUGCAGGGGAAUUGGAAGGUGAAGCUGGCAUGGGGCGGUGGAAGAGCGGGGAUCAUGAUCACGAGGAUAUGGAUGGAGAGACUGGAGUAUCUGCGGUCGGAUGGAGAGAUGAUGAUGCUGGUGCGGUGGACGAGGAGGGAGAGGGGGGGGGGACGAGGCAGAGGGAGGUGUGGCAGCGAGUGGCAGCAGUGGAGGCGGCAAUGGGUGCUGCUGGUGUCAGGCACUCUGCUGCAUCCUUCUGCACACUCUCCCUCAAUCACCGGAUUCUUCUCCCUCCCUCUUGCCUCUUCUUUCCCUUCCAACCUGCCUGGCAGGUGCGAGUGUUGGGCGGGGCGGGGCUGUGCAGGGCGAUGCAGCAGCACGUGCAGUGGGGGCUGUCCACGCCUGAUGCUGCUGGCCGCCCGCUCACCGACACGCUCACUCUCAACACCGCCAUUGCUGCCGCCGCCAGGCUCGGCCAGGUGCACGCAGCAAGGCAGCUGUUUGCUCUCACAGAGCAGCACCCGCACCUCACACCCACCACCGUCACAUUCAAUGCUCUCCUCAACGCCCUUGCUGUCGCUGCUGCGCACACAGGGGCAGGCAGUGCGAGUGCAAGGGGGAGCAGGAGGGGCGGAGACGUGCUGGUGGAGAGGGAUGGCCGGUGGCGGGGAGGAGGGGAGUGGGAGGGCGAGGGUGGUGAGACGGACUGUGUGGCUGAGGUGUGCGACGUGAUUGAAGAGAUGGAGGAGAGGGGGAUUGAGCCGGAUACCAUCACGUUUAACACUGCCAUCAAGGCGGCAUGCAGUGUGCAGGACUACAAGGCAGCGCAUCGCUUCCUAGCACGCAUGGAGCAGCACCCUCACCUCACCCCCGACCAGACCUCUUACAGCACCGCUGUCGCGUUUGCUGCCUUCCAGGGCAACAUCUUUCACAUGGAGCUCUUCCUGGCGCGGCUGCUACGGCAGCGUGUGCCGCUCUCCUUCUCCGCGCUUGCCUCAGUCGUAGAGGCAUACGCCCAUGCCAUUCCCCGCAGAAUCAACCAAGUCACACCUGCCACUUUAGCUCUAGCCGAGCAUUCACAGCAGGUGCAGUGGGAGCAAGGGGGCAGACUUGAGGGAGGCCAGGGGGAGAGCAAGGCGAUUGAGAAGGCAGAGGUGAAGAGGCGGGGGAGAGGGUCGGCAGUAGUGUCUGGGGGGGAGGAGAAAGGAGGGGUUGCUGUGAGGAGUGAGGAGGGACGGUUGAUGGAGUUUGCACGGCAGCUGGCAGCAGAGGUGGAGACGAGUGGGGAGUGCGAGGAGGAAGGUGGUGGAGCCGCGAGGAGGGAGAGUGUGGUGGGAUGGAGGGCUCGGAUUGAGGAGCAAUUACAACAGUGGGAACGCGCUCUGGAAUAG